Messenger RNA from Amphibalanus amphitrite, 4274 nucleotides. RefSeq names its product neuroligin-2-like. Gene Ontology annotation, biological process: modulation of chemical synaptic transmission; presynaptic membrane assembly; postsynaptic membrane assembly. Gene Ontology annotation, cellular component: postsynaptic membrane; cell surface; synapse. Gene Ontology annotation, molecular function: neurexin family protein binding; signaling receptor activity. The coding region runs from base 165 to 3626 and encodes 1153 amino acids. The transcript has 10 exons. NCBI's taxonomy places the organism in Eukaryota, Metazoa, Arthropoda, Thecostraca, Balanomorpha, Balanidae. The record is from RefSeq and is a predicted model, not a curated record.
GCACGUGCCGGAGUGUGCUGGCCGCGUCGGCCCGUGCUCUGCCGGCCGGCAGUGUCCAGGACCGGCCGGCAUCCGUCCGCCGCCGGUCCCAGCUCCCCGCGAGCAGGCGAGGUGCUGCGCUGGGCGAUCGGGGAGCGGUGCUGAGGCUGAGCCAUGUGACGGCCAUGCGGACGGCCGGCCUGCUGGUGCUGGUGGUGGCGGCCGCCGCUGGCCUCGCGCGCGACCAGCUGGUGGAGACCAGCGUGGGCCCCCUGCGCGGCCUGCUCUCGCCGGUGGUCGACGUGCGACUGCCGCGCGUCAUGCAGUUCCUGGGCGUGCCGUACGCCUCGCCGCCGGUCGACUACCUCCGCUUCAUGCCGCCCAAGACACCGAUCCGCAAGUCGGAGGUGCUGAACGCCACUCGCCUGCCGGCCGGGUGUCCGCAGCGCGAGCCGGCGGCCGGCAGCCGCCGGCAGGCCGGGCCGGCGCCGCCGCAGAGCGAGGACUGCCUCUACCUCAAUAUCUACGCGCCGGUGACCGAAGACGCCCAGCGACACCGGUAUCACCAGCGUCACAGGCUGCCCGUGCUGGUCUACAUCCACGGCGAGUCGGCCGGCGAUCAGGCGCGCCGCCUCGACGGCACCGUGCUGGCCAGCUUCGGCGGCGUCAUCGUCGUCACCGUCAACUACCGGCUCGGGGUGCUCGGUUUUCUGAAGCCCACCGUCACCAGCGGUUCGACAUUCGCCAAUUUUGCGCUGUACGACCAGCGUGCAGCGCUGUCAUGGCUGCAGGACAACAUCGAACAGUUCGGCGGCGACCCGACGAACGUGACGGUCAUGGGUCACGGCACGGGCGCCGUUUGCUCCAGCCUGCUCGCCGUGUCGCCGCUCAACUCCAAUCCCGACGUGCUAUUCCAGCGGGUGAUCCUGAUGUCCGGCUCGUCACUCAGCCCGUGGGCGAUGACAGCCGACCCCAUCAACGUCACUGUCUCGGUGGCCAGGGCGCUCAACUGCUCCAUGCAGAGCGACCACCAGCUGCUCGAGUGUCUCCGCUCCAAACCCGUCCGGCAGCUGGUCAAUGUCGACUUUCCGUGGCCGCGUUACGCGCCCAGUCUGAGCCCGUCCGAGGACCACAUCGUGGUGCCGCGCUGGCCGCGGGAUGCUGCCGACCUGGCCCACAGCCUCAGCCGCUUCGAGCUGCUGUUCGGGGUGACAACCCAGGGCGACCUGGGACUGCUGAGUGAGCGCCAGCUGCGCACCGGUCUCAGUCGAGAGGAGCGUGACCGGCUCAUCAGCUCCUUGUUCAGAGCUGGAUACCGGCGCUACACGCGGCAGCUACUGGACAUGGCCACCAAUCGCUACAUGGACGCCCAGAUGAACGUCAUCCGCUACCGCGACAAGACGCUGCAGCUGCUCAGCGAUGCCAUGGUAGUGGCGCCGCUGGUCCGGCUGGCCGACCUGCACGCGCAAUCCACCAGCCGGUCCUACAUGUACGUCUUCAGUCAUGUGACAGACGCCGGAGGCGACCGUCAGUUUGGCAGCGUGCCCGGCGAUGAACUACCCUACGUGUUCGGUGUCCCGCUGGCGCCGCAGUCCAACCUGUUCUUCACGCGGGCCGAGAAGGCGCUCUCCGAGUACAUGAUGACCGCCUGGAGCAGCUUCGUCAAAACGGGGGACCCCAAUGGAGCCAGAAAGCAGGAGGGCUUUAUUUCAGAGCCCAGUGGCGACUCACCGUUCUACGAUCUGAUCUGGCGGCAAUACGACAAACUCAACCAGCGCUAUCUGGAGCUGGGAACACGGCCACGGGAAAGCUCCCAGUACCGACACGUCGAGCUGGACUUUUGGAACCGGGUCGUGCUGGGCCACCUGGCCUCCUCCCCGGGCGCGUUCGAGGGCCCGAUGCCGGAGGACUACGACAACCUGAUGCCGAUGGUGCCUCCGCCGGCGCCGGGCGGGCCUCUGCUGCCGCCGCCGCCGCUGGCACCGAGCACACCGCCGCCGCGUCAGUACCCGCACACGCUGUCACCCCCGCCGGCGGCCGCUCCGGGCGACAGCCGGCACGGUGACUCCGGCGGCGACGUGCAGGAGACGGCGCCGGCCACCGCUACCGGCAUGCUCAGCAUAGUGGUCGUAGUUGGGGUGUGUUUUGUACUGUUGAACUUGUUGAUCUUGGGUGGUGUGUACUAUCAGAAGCAGCGUCUCAAAGUGCGCGAGCGGCGCCUGCAGCGUCAGAGCAGCCUCUCGGAGGCCGGCUCACGGUCGGUCAGUGUGCGCGGCAGCCGGGAGAGUGUGCUCCGACCGAGACUGCUGGCGCGCUCGGCCAGCGGGGACGACCUCCUCGAUAUGCCGGUGGAAGGUAACGGGGGCGUUCCCAGCGCGCGUCGGGCCAGCGAGGGGAGUGUGUCCACGCGCCGGGCGGCGGAGGGUGGUGCCAGAGAGCCACUGGAGGCUGGCUGGAGCUGCGGCGAGCGCGCCGAGCGGGCCUCCGCGCCGCUGGCCAAGGAGCGCUCCCUGGACCGCGGGACAGUGCGCGACAGGGAGCAGCACUCCAAGGCCGCCGUCAGCCGCAACAGCAGCAGAAGCAGCACGCUCGGCAGGGAGCGGCCAGUCGCGUCAGCCGGCUCCAGGAGCGGCAGUGUGCGCUCGAGAAACAGUGUCGCUUCAGCCAGCCUUCCACGCUCAGGGUCCGGAAGUCUUCACGGUUCAUCGCAUCAACUGCGACCCUCAUCUGCGAAGCAGAAUAGCAAAUCUGCCAACAAAGUUCAAACCAAGAAAAAGGGCAUCACCUUGCCGGAGAAGUCGUUGGCCCAGGGGCUGCUGCAACGCGUGAUGCCGAGGACACCGACUGAGGCGUCUGGCCCGACCACGCCGUCCGACCGACCUCCGCGCGGCAUCCUCAAGACGCGUCCCGCGGCCGGCCCGGCCAGCGACUCUAGCGGUAUCUACAGUGAAACGGUGCCGGCGCUGCGCGGAUCUGUAUCCGGCCUGUCGACGGGCAGCGGGUGUCGCGUCGUGUACAGGACCGAUUCCACGUGCCAGGUGGACCUGCCGGACGACCCGGAGGAGGCGGACCACUCGGCGGCCGGCCGCGAGCCCGACUCGGCGUCCGUGGGCAGCGCGCGCUCCCUCCAGCUGAGCUGUAGCUCCUCCGUCGGCGGCCGCAGCUCGUCCAGUCUCCACUUUGUCCCCCGGCCGGCCGCGCUGGCUCCGGAGCCGCGCGCCGAGCCGGCAGAGUUCCCCACGGUGCGCUUCGAGACGGACCCGGUGGAAGACCGCGACGACGUGCCGACGGCGCUGCGGUCGACGCGGCGGCCCGAGACGGCCGGCUACCGGCGCAGCAUCGCGGGCGUGCCGGGCACCGGCGGCGGACAGCCGGUCGAGGCGGCGCGCAGCAUGUCGCUGCAGCGCACUGACCGGCGAGCCCGCCAGAAGCCGCCGCCGCCGCCGCGUACCUGUUCACGGCCGGAGGGUCUGUACGCGGCGCGCGAUGUCACCUGUCCUCAUGGCUACCCGGUGCACCCGCCGCCGCCCGGCACCGACUCGCUGGAACGGUUUGUGCCCGGUCAGGCCGAGUCGCCGGACCCGGCCGGCGCCGCCCGUGUCAGACCAGAGGAGCGUCAGCCGGCGCGACACGGUACGCAGUUCUGAGGACCCAGAACGGCGAGCUGGUGGUCCUCGGCGGGCUAACCGUCCAGCAGACCUCUCGUGUAUGAAGUGAGGUUGUAGGGAGCAGAACCGCAAUAAUCGGGAGACUAGUGAGGGUUGUCUAUUGUCUAAAACUGCCUUUUUUGAACGAGCGUUCGCGCGCGGCUGGAAAGGUCGGGCUGGGACCGAGGGAGGGCUACAGUGUGACUCCUUUUAUAUCUAGUUGUUGCAGACCAUGAGAUGUGUCGAAGCCUCCUGUACCGUCGGUCUGAAUAUCGUUCAACAGAACGACUGCUUUAAUCAUGUGGUGAGCCAAGUGGUGUCUUGUUGCGCCGCCUUAGAUGACUUUUGUUGUUCCGUCGGCUUGCCGCACCGGGUUACCACCGGCGACCGACAAAAGGCCGUUAGACCUAAACCGAAUACCUGGGUCCACGGCCCGAAUUUUCAUCUUCUCGAUAGCUACAAAAUGAGUUCAAUUUGCUGGCAUGCCUCAUUUGAAUUCGUGCAGCCCACGCGGGUGUUGCGAGGGCCACGGAGCCAGUGUCGGUCACGUUCAGGCCCGGUUCAGGUCGCUUGGUACUUACAUCGCGUCCGUCGUAAGCCGUCCGCCCGACGAGAACGAGACCAUCUGAUCAAAUGCAUCCUCAAUCA